Molecule: messenger RNA, 2193 nt
Organism: Aureobasidium melanogenum CBS 110374
Lineage: Eukaryota; Fungi; Ascomycota; Dothideomycetes; Dothideales; Saccotheciaceae
Product: transcription initiation factor TFIID, subunit TAF5
Exons: 3
Coding region: 1-2193 (730 amino acids)
Biological process (GO): transcription initiation at RNA polymerase II promoter
Cellular component (GO): transcription factor TFIID complex
Molecular function (GO): RNA polymerase II general transcription initiation factor activity; protein binding
Source: RefSeq, a predicted model, not a curated record
AUGUCGGGACCACCGCCUCAGCCGCAGAGGACGGCCAGUGUAGGACCUCAGAACGUUCCGCCUACUCCAGGACAUCCUCCACAACAACCUGCGCAACCCCAAUCACAGCAGAAUUUAAAUCAAAUUGUACUCGAGUAUCUAGCCAAGAAGGGUUAUAACCGGACGGAAGCAAUGUUACGACGAGAGAGCGCUCAUGCAGAUGCUGAAGGUCGACCUAUCAUCCGCCGUGCCGAGGAUGCUGGUGGAGAAAUGUACGAAAAGGCCUACGAACUCUUACUGCGAUGGGUCGAAAAGUCUCUGGACAUCUACAAGGAUGAGCUCGGUCGAUUACUAUGGCCCAUCUUUGUUCAUUCUUUCCUCGCUCUGGCCGCCAACUACUACCCUCGUCAAUGCGCCAAUUUCUUCAAGACUUAUCGGGAACAAUUCGAGAAGGAACAUCAGGACGACAUUCGCGCGCUGCAGGCCAUUAGCUUGCCAGAGCAUGUUCAGAAUAACCACAUCGCCAAGCUCUACCGCGAAAAUCAUUACAGACUCACAAUCACCGACCUGGCAUACUCGGCCUUGUUGCAGUUCCUAGAAGCUCACGACACCGAGGGAGGCUCGGUCAUCCUUAAUCUAAUCACAAAUCACAUCGAAUUGAAGCACGUAGAUCGAGUGGCUUCAGGAGCAGAGCGCAGUCUUGCAAGAAUCCUCGCAAAACAAAGAGGUAUCUCAGACGUACCUGCUGAAGACGAGGGCAUUCCUGGACACAACCCUGGUUCGGCAAAUACUGAUCGCAAUGCGCCGCCAGUCUUGGCAAAACUUGCGCUUGCGCCAAUGCCCAUGGAGGCAGACUUGAUGGAAGAUGUGAAAGCAGAGCUACAAGAGCAUGAUGCGCUACAUCCACCUCCACCUGGCCGUAACACGCUCGUCGAAGAGUUCGAGCAGCGCAUUAAGCAGGAGCCGAACGACGACGCGCCUUCACGCGACCAAAUCCCAUUCCCACCUUCUCUCGCUCGUGACGUCGCCAUGGAAGUGCAAAGGAUCAAGGAGAAUCGCGAUAGAUUCAAGAUCGAGAGCAGAACAGAUGGCGUUGGCCCAGGUGUCAGUGUGACAAUGUUUACCUACCACAACACCUUCGACAGCAUCAACUGCAUUGAGUUCUCUGGUGAUGAGAAGCUUGCAGCUGUCGGAACAGCAGAGUCCUACAUCCGAGUCUGGUCACUCGAUAACAAGCCUCUCGUCUCUCCUCUCGACCCUCCCACACAACAACCAUCUUCCUCAAGACGCUUGAUCGGACACUCUGGCCCUGUCUAUGGUCUGUCUUUCUCACCAUCUAUUGCUCUCCCCGCAACUGCCGCGCAAACCAACGGUAACGGCAACAACGACUCACAAACAACUCCUUCUCAUCCUCGCUAUCUUCUUUCAUGCUCCGCCGAUAGCACCAUUCGCUUGUGGUCGCUUGACACCUUCACCAACUUGGUAGUCUACCGCUCGCAUACUUCUCCUGUUUGGGACGUCAAGUUCUCUCCUUUCGGCCAUUACUUCGUCUCAAGUGGCGCCGACCGAACAGCACGUAUGUGGAGUACAGCACAGAUCGCUCCCCUACGAUUGUUUGUUGGCCAUGACAGUGAUGUUGAAGCCAUCUCAUGGCACCCCAACUCAGCCUAUGUCUUCACAGCCGCUGGCAGUCCAGACCGCAGCAUUCGCAUGUGGGAUGUGCAGCGUGGCAGUGCUGUACGUCUGUUCACCGGCCACACCGGCAAUGUGACCAGCAUAGCCUGCGCACCUAACGGUAAACUUGUUGCCAGUGCUGACGACCGUGGAGAAAUCCUACUCUGGGAUCUGGCAACCGGUCGUCUAGUCAAGCGCAUGAAGGGACACGGCCGCGGCGGCAUCUGGACCUUGGACUGGAGCAUUGAAAGCACAGUUCUCGUUUCCGGUGGCGCAGACUGCACAGUCAGAGUCUGGGACGUCCAACCACCUACUGUGUCCAAUGCAAGCGAUGCAAAGGCACUUGCUGACGGCGGCCUCAACGGUAAAGACGGAGGCGCUGGAGCUGGAGGCGCAAACACCAACAAGAACAAGAAGGCUAAGGACGUUGUUGUUUCGCCUGACCAGAUCAGCGCUUUCCCUACCAAGAAGAGCCCAGUCUACAAGGUCAGGUUCACACAGAUGAAUUUGGUCAUGGCUAGUGGAGCAUACCUGCCUUGA